This is a messenger RNA of Panthera uncia (snow leopard), 8765 nucleotides long. Its product is annotated as zinc finger protein 609. Gene Ontology annotation, biological process: regulation of transcription by RNA polymerase II. Gene Ontology annotation, cellular component: nucleus. The coding region runs from base 1129 to 4389 and encodes 1086 amino acids. The transcript is spliced from 7 exons. The record is from RefSeq and is a predicted model, not a curated record. NCBI's taxonomy places the organism in Eukaryota, Metazoa, Chordata, Mammalia, Carnivora, Felidae.
CUGCUUGGGAGUCUCUGCCCCUCCCCUGCUCACACUCUGUCUCUCUCAAAAUAAAUAUAUUUGGAUUUUUAAAAAUUUAUUUAAGUGCUCCAUGAUUAAUUUUACUUACAGGAAUUACAUCUUAGAGACAUACUCAUGUAAGUAUGCAUUUGUACGGGGUUAUUUUUGCAUUAUUUGUAAUAACAAAAUAGUGAAACAGCCUAAAUGUCUGUCAACAGGGGACUGAUUAAAUAAACUGUGGCAUGAUUUGCAAUCAUUCAAAUGCAGCCAUUGGAAAGAGUGAAGUAGUUCUAUGUGUACUGAUAGAGAAUGAUUCAAAAAGUAUUUAGAUUUCAUAUAUAUGAAAAAAGUGUACAGAACAUUGUAUAUUGCUACCAUUUGAGGAAGAACAUAUAAGCAUAUUUGCUUAUAAAUGUAUAAAAUAUCUCUGGAGGAACACAUGGAUAUCCAUGGAUAUUUCUGAAUGGAGGCACCAGAAGGCUGCAAAACAGGGAUACGAGGAAACACUUCAUUCAUAUUGGGGUUUGUCUGCUACUGUUUGAAUUUUGGAAUAUGACUAUAUUAUCCACCCAAAAGCAUUUUUUAAUAAUAUGAACAUGACAGGAAUGUUCAUUGUGAAAUUAUUCCCGAGUGAAAUGCUCAAAAUACCCUAAAUACCCAUCAGUAGGAGAAUGUGUAAAUUAUGGUCAAAUCAUACAGUGUCCUUCAUGAGCACAGUUAAAAUAAGUUAAUUAAGCUUUUCAUGUCAACAUAGAUAAAUCUCAAGUUUGUAAUGUUAUGUGAGAAGCUUAAGUUAACUUUACUUAAGUAACUUAAGUUACACCCCAGCAUGAUCCCAUCAAUAUACAAAGUUUGAAAAUACAGUAAAGAGUGCUUUUUGUAACGAUGAUGUUUUAUACUUUAAAAGAGAAAUCUGAUGUAAGUAUGGCACUAAAUCUUAUAAAUCCAUUGAGCUAAGUAGGCAGUUUCCAUAAUGGUAUAUUGGCCCAGUCCUGCUUGUCUCAUGGGGACCCAGAGCAACCCUAAAUCCUCCUCCAGGAACCAGAAUGCUCCUCAAAUGAAAAGUAUUCCUCUCAGUGGCCAGCAGGGUUUCCCUUGUCUGUAUCUGAAUCUUCUUGUCUUCCAGGGAUGUUGGUGGUAAAUGUAACAUGGAGGAACAAGACCUAUGUAGGCACACUUCUUGACUGCACGCGGCAUGAUUGGGCACCCCCCAGGUUCUGUGACUCCCCCACCAGUGACUUGGAAAUGCGCAACGGCCGGGGUAGAGGCAAACGCAUGCGUCCCAACAGUAACACACCUGUCAAUGAGACAGCCACUGCCUCUGACAGCAAAGGGACCAGCAGCAGCAGCAAAACCCGAGCAGGAGCCAAUAGCAAAGGCCGUCGGGGCAGCCAAAAUUCUUCAGAGCAUCGCCCACCUGCCAGUAGCACCUCUGAGGAUGUCAAGGCCAGCCCUUCCUCAGCUAAUAAGCGGAAAAACAAACCGCUUUCAGACAUGGAGCUGAAUUCCAGCUCAGAGGACUCCAAAGGGAGCAAGCGUGUCCGUACGAAUUCCAUGGGCUCAGCCACUGGUCCCCUCCCUGGGACCAAGGUUGAACCCACUGUUCUAGACAGAAAUUGUCCCUCCCCAGUCCUGAUUGACUGUCCCCACCCAAACUGCAACAAAAAGUAUAAGCACAUCAAUGGACUGAAGUACCACCAAGCUCAUGCCCACACAGACGAUGACAGCAAGCCGGAAGCAGAUGGAGACAGUGAAUAUGGAGAGGAGCCCACCCUCCAUGCAGACCUUGGGAGCUGCAAUGGUGCAUCCGUCUCACAGAAAGGUUCCUUGUCCCCUGCCCGUUCAGCUACCCCCAAAGUUCGGCUCGUAGAGCCCCACAGCCCUUCUCCUUCAAGCAAAUUCAGCACAAAAGGCCUCUGUAAGAAAAAGCUUAGUGGGGAAGGGGACACAGACCUUGGGGCCUUAUCUAAUGAUGGCUCUGAUGAUGGACCCUCAGUAAUGGAUGAAACAAGCAAUGAUGCCUUUGAUUCUUUAGAAAGGAAGUGUAUGGAAAAAGAAAAAUGUAAAAAACCCUCUAGUUUGAAGCCUGAAAAGAUUCCUUCCAAAAGCUUAAAGUCAGCGCGGCCUAUUGCCCCUGCCAUCCCUCCACAGCAAAUCUACACCUUCCAGACAGCCACCUUCACAGCAGCAAGCCCAGGCUCCUCCUCAGGCUUGACCACCACAGUGGUCCAAGCCAUGCCCAACAGUCCUCAACUCAAGCCUAUUCAGCCCAAGCCCACUGUGAUGGGAGAACCUUUCACAGUCAACCCUGCCUUGACCCCAGCCAAGGACAAGAAAAAGAAAGACAAAAAAAAGAAGGAGUCCUCAAAGGAACUCGAAAGUCCUCUGACCCCUGGGAAGGUGUGUCGAGCAGAAGAAGGCAAAAGCCCGUUCAGGGACUCCUCGGGAGAUGGGAUGAAAAUGGAGGGGCUCCUGAAUGGCUCAUCAGACCCCCACCAGAGCCGACUGGCUAGCAUCAAGGCAGAAGCUGACAAGAUCUACAGCUUCACGGACAAUGCCCCCAGCCCUUCAAUUGGAGGCAGCAGCCGCAUAGACAGCACUACUCCUACCCAGCCCCUGACUCCCUUACAUGUAGUGACCCAGAACGGAGCCGAAGCCAACUCGGUCAAAACCAACAGCCCUGCAUACUCCGACAUAUCUGAUGCUGGGGAGGAUGGGGAGGGCAAAGUGGACAGCGUCAAAUCAAAGGACCCUGAACACUUGGUUAAGGAAGGGGCUAAGAAAACUCUUUUUCCCCCUCAGCCACAGAGCAAAGACUCGCCGUAUUAUCAAGGCUUUGAGAGUUACUACUCUCCGAGUUAUGCACAGUCUAGCCCGGGGGCUCUGAACCCCAGCAGCCAGGCAGGAGUGGAGAGCCAAGCUCUGAAGACAAAAAAGGAUGAGGAGCCUGAGAGCAUAGAGGGGAAAGCGAAGAACGAUGUCUGUGACGAGAAGAAACCAGAGCUGAGCAGCUCCAGUCAGCAGCCUUCCGUCAUCCAGCAGCGUCCCAACAUGUACAUGCAGUCUCUGUACUACAACCAGUAUGCCUACGUGCCCCCGUAUGGCUACAGCGACCAGAGUUACCACACCCACCUCCUGAGCACUAACACAGCCUACCGGCAGCAAUAUGAGGAACAGCAGAAACGGCAGAGCUUGGAGCAGCAGCAGCGGGGACUGGACAAGAAGGUGGAGUUGGGCCUAAAGGAGCGGGAGGCGGCACUCAAGGAAGAAUGGAAGCAAAAGCCGUCGAUUCCCCCAACUCUCACCAAGGCGCCCAGCCUGACAGACCUGGUCAAGUCAGGACCCGGGAAGGCCAAGGAGCCAGGGGCUGACCCUGCCAAAUCAGUCAUUAUUCCCAAAUUAGACGACUCCUCCAAACUGCCCAGCCAGGCCCCGGAAGGACUUAAAGUGAAGCUGAGUGAGGCCAGCCACCUAGGCAAGGAGGCCUCUGAGGCUAAGACAGGCGCUGAGUGUGGCCGACAGGCAGAGGUGGAUCCAAUACUCUGGUACCGACAGGAAGCAGAGCCCCGGAUGUGGACGUAUGUCUAUCCUGCCAAGUACUCGGACAUCAAGUCAGAGGAUGAGCGGUGGAAAGAGGAGCGGGACCGCAAAUUGAAGGAAGAAAGGAAUCGGAGUAAGGACUCUGCCCCCAAGGAGGAUGGGAAGGAAAGCACAAGUAGUGACUGCAAGCUGCCCACGUCUGAGGAAUCCCGCCUCGGGAGCAAGGAGCCCCGGCCAAGUGUCCAUGUGCCUGUGUCCUCCCCCCUCACCCAGCACCAGUCCUACAUCCCUUACAUGCACGGCUACUCCUAUAGCCAGUCCUAUGACCCCAACCACCCCAGCUACCGGGGCAUGCCUGCUGUGAUGAUGCAGAACUACCCAGGUUCCUACCUACCUUCCAGCUACUCUUUCUCCCCAUAUGGCAGCAAAGUCUCAGGGGGUGAAGAUGCUGACAAGGCACGAGCCAGCCCCAGUGUCAGUUGUAAAUCCAGCUCAGAGUCCAAAGCCCUGGACAUCUUGCAGCAGCACGCCAGUCACUACAAGAGCAAGUCUCCCACGAUAAGUGAUAAAACGUCUCAGGAGAGAGAUCGGGGAGGCUGUGGGGUGGUUGGGGGUGGUGGCAGCUGUAGCAGCGUCGGGGGAGCAGGCGGGGGUGAAAGAAGUGUAGACCGGCCCCGCACGUCCCCUUCUCAGCGCCUGAUGUCCACACAUCACCACCACCACCAUUUGGGGUACUCGUUGCUCCCAGCACAGUACAACUUACCCUACGCAGCAGGGCUUUCUUCUACAGCCAUUGUUGCCAGCCAGCAAGGCUCCACUCCCUCACUCUACCCACCCCCGCGGAGGUGAGAAUGAACACCAAGUGCCCGGAUAAAGUCAGCUUCACGGGCCCGGACUGGCUCACCCAAGGAGGUGCUGGAGGUGCCAUUUAGACAUCAGUUAAAUGGUGUUGAUCAUCCUGUUUGCCGUUCCCACCAUGACCGAAGGCAGACCCUUGGCUAUCUCACCUCCACCAGAUCCCUGGACUCCCCAACCCUCCCUCUUCCUCAGGAGCUGGAGAGCUGGUACUUAGCAAAAAUAUUUAUUCUCUCGGCCACAGUUGAGACUGUUGUGGCCUCUGUGGAGAUGAAGGCACGGGGAGCAACCAGGGGAACAUGGCCUCAGCCCAGAGAAGUAACUGCUCCGUUCCCCAAGCCCCUGGUCAGCUGCCAGAGCAGUGCCAACCCCCACCCCCCAGGGAGGGACUCACAAGUACUGGGUAAGGUCUGAAGACAGCACAGCAGCCAUACCCCUGUCACUGUCAUUACCACAAUCACCAGAUCCUGCAUCUCCCCAGCAGUUUGGGCCCUGGGAACUGGCAGCAUGUGGAGGAAUUAGAAUCUCAGGAAAGAAAUUGGGGGCUGUUUUCUCUGUACUUGUGAAAACAAAGUCUUCACCCAUGAAGACUUCUCCCCUCUCAUGUGAGCACAUAUAAAUGCUCAGAGCCUAGCCUGGAAAGGAAGACCAAGGCAUUUGCCCCACCAUGGCCCUGGGAUACCUGUCAGGCAGAGGGCUGAGGUCCCAACACCAGCACAGGGCUCCCCAGGGAUACUUGGGAGUGAGCUGGAGCAUGAAUGGAGUCUGUGAAAAAGAACCUGCAUCCCCACUAAGUCCUGCUGCUUCUAAGCCCCCAACUCCUUGCCCUUUUCUCUCUCUCCUCCUUACCCCUUGGUGCCUUUCCCAGGGGGAUCCCCAUGCUGAUCUCUCCUUCUCUUUUCCACUGCUUGGCUCUUAAGACUCAGGCAGGUAAAAUAGUAUUCCCCCCAGCAUGGGGAGAUCUGGAGUCUGCCAGGUCACCUUCGGGCAAGGCCCAGGAGGGAGGCCCUGGGAGCACCCAGCAGUUCUUAGAGGUGUCCUGUCCAUUCAGCCAUCUGAGUAUCCUCCUCAUUUAGGGCCACAAAUAUAUACAGCCCAGUUCCUCUGUAUACAAGUACAUGAUUUUAUAUAGCUCAAUCUAUAACCCCACGUGUGCCAAUAUCAGCUGUGUUUCUUUGUUAACACACGUUUUUGUUUUAGGGGCCACUGGCCAUGGAAAGUUACGGGUUCCUUAGACCCUGGGAUAACACAUCCAAGCCAUUACUCCUCAGAGCCAGAGUGUACUCAGUGGAGCUGUGCUAUGAGGCAGCAGACAUUUCUCUGCUCUCCUUAGAAAUGCAGUCUACCAGCCCAGCUUUAUGCUCUUUGCCCUGGGAAAGUGACCAUGAUUUGGUAGCUUUAUUGGAGUCACUUCUUCCCCAAGGUAUGAGGAGCUUUAGCUCUUAUUUUGCUUUUGAGGUAUCAUCCCUUUGUUCUCCUUGGCUAUCUUUCCUUGACCUUCUGGAUUGAGAAAGACUGACAUACACCAGCCUAAGGCUAGAGAGGGGUAUUUGUGACCAGAGUGCCAAAGUGACCAUUUAAGAGCAAGGACUUGGCUCGGACUCCAUUUGGGGCAUGGGGGUGGAAGACAAUAAGCACAAUGCCCAGCAGAGGCUGCUUUCCAAGAGCCCUGGCUUAGGGUCGUUUGCCCAAGAGGAGCCCCUUUCACCUAUAGACCUCUCCUCUAGGCUUUCAUGUCAGUUGUUUUUGUUCAAGUUGGGUUGAAUCCUUCCCAAAACCCACUGUUUUAGACCACUUUGCAGGCCCCCAAGCAGCCUCCCUUUUCCCCAUCAUUCCCUCGGCCUCCUGCUAAACCCAGAGGGCAGGGCUCUGGGCAGUGACUUCCCUUUCAUCCAUGGAAGUAGUUGGUUUGGGCACCUUCACCCCACCUAACCUGAGUCACCCCCACCAAGAGGAUGACUCUGAAUUUCAGCCUGAUUGUACCCUCCCAGACUCCUGUGGGGUGGAGCCAAGGGCCCAUCUCUGUUCCUGUUUGUUUUUAAAUAUUGUUGUGUUUUGUAACUGUGGCGCUGGCUUACAGCGUGCUCUGUACAUAUUGUAAAGAAACCGUUGGAGUAAUUUUCUUUCCCACUGGGCAGGCCUGGCCCCACAUUCCUGCCCCUUCCACUUGGUUCUGUAACACAGAGAAGAGGAACUUCUGUAUUAGCAGGGCAGCCUUGGGUUCUGCAGAAGGGAAUUUUUUUUUUUUCUUUCCUUACAAAGAAACAUUUGGCUCUCUGAUCCUUAUAUCCAAGUCUCCCUAGAAGCGUAGGAGCUGAGCUCCCAGAAGAGCAGGUGAAAGCAACAAUGGCAGAAUAGCACUGUCUUUUCCUGGUCCCUGCUCCUUGCCAGGUCCAGUCUUCCCUCCCUGAAAUAACAUGCAGCAGCUGCAUCAACGAAGGAAGUAGAGAUCCUUGACAAGUGCUGAGUGAAGGAUCUGCUGUCCACCUCCAGCCUCUAUGGAGAGGAGGCACACAGGUAGGAGUACCUGUGGCACCCAUGACUUGCUCAGAGAGAUGAGACACUCAGCAGGGAUUCCACCCCAUGAGCAAAGGCUGGAAUAGCUUGCUGGGACCAAGACCACCAGACCAAAGCUCUCUAUGAGCCACCUCUGCCCCUUCACAAACCUCGUUCACCGGGGCUCCACACAGAGGACCUACAGGGAGGGAGCCUCAUCCCCAGUUAGGACAGCCAGGGCUGGGAGAGCUGCUCUUUAGGGUUCACAUCUGCUUCCUCACUUAAGGUGUGCCGGUUUCCUUCAUCCCCCUUCCCUGCCUGUACAUGUACGUGUACAUGUACGAAGUUCCCUUCUCUUACCUCAUUCCCUCCACAUGUCUCCAGGUCAAAUGACCACAGGCAGAAUGGUUAAGAAGGCACCCCAUGAAAUGAAAUGGUGACUCUUGAAUAUUCUCUCCGGGCUCCAAGGGGAGGGUGAGAGGAUGUGGUUUUGGGGGUGGGAGGGUGAGACUGUAGAAGGGCUAGAGUUACUGUACAUGGGCUUUGAGGUCACCCUUGUUGCUCAUUAUGCUGUGUACCCUGUUACCAUCCCAAUGUCUACUCUCCUGCCCCUGUGAUUUAACUGGGCAGCUAGUUGGCCCCAUAAUUCUGGGCCUUUGUCAUUUGUUUUACUACUAGGGCAUCCCAGGAAGCUCUCUGAUGAUCCUCUGCCAUGGGCCCCUCCUGGGAUCAAGCCCCUCCCAGGCCCCGCCCCCAGCCCCUCUUGCCCCAGCCCACCCGCUUGCCUUGGUGCUCAGCCCCCCAUUGGGAGCAGGUUGGGGCGAGCUGGAGGCCCGGGCUGGAGGGGCAGUGUUGCUGUUCAUAGCUUUUGUUCCAUUGGCGUUGCUCUGUUGGAUUUAAUUUCAGUCUUCCUGAUUCUUCCCUUCUGUAAAGUGUACAUUACCAAGUUCCUUGUUUUUUAUAUAUAUAUAUAUAUAAAUAUAUAUAUAUACAAACUGUACUCUUUUUGCCUUUGUACAUUCAGGCAAGAAGAGAAAAUAAAUCUUUUUAAGAGACAAUCACAAAUCUGUGAGGGCUGCUGGUUAUUUCUCUUGGGAGUUUGCUGCUGAGCUGCCUCCUCCUCCUUCCCUGCUUUUCUGUUUUCCCCCAGCUUUCCUGAUCUUCCUGGUCCUGCUCCAUAUGCAUCCUCAGCUCUACCUUCCCUGGCUGAUGGCAAACUGUUGAAUCCAGUGUCCAGACUACCUGCCCUUGAGCCCUUUCUUGCCCAGUGGUGUUUUCUAGCUUGGCCACUGGCUUAUCCAGGGCUUUAUCCUGUGCCCUGGCCUCUCCUGUCUUCCCCCUUAGACCCCAUUCACCAAAGUGGCUUUGGACCCCUCAAGUACCCUGAGGUCUAUCCCCCCGGAGGCCCUGGCUUUGGACACUCACUUGUGAAACUAUGCAGCUGGGAGCUCUCUGUUUAAGAGUUUGCACUACUUGAACUGCCUGGGAGUUAGAACGGAUGGUUUUUAGGAAUGAGUGAGAAACUGUCCCCUAAUCCCCCUCCCCAAUUCCAGCCUCCAGAGUGCUCUGAUCCAGAGCCCAGAGAAUCAUUCCUGGCUGGAGGACUCCUAUGGCUACCCCAUCAGAACAAGGGCUAAGGAUUUAUGAGUCCAGAGCAUUUGAUCAGACUUUCAGAGGGUGGUAUAUUCUGAAACACAGCCCAACCAAACCAUUGUUCUGCCUCUUGAAUUUUCUCCUUUUCCUCUGAUCUCCUGCUCCCCUUUUUUUCCCCUUUCUCUCUAUUUCCUUUUCUUAAUUGGCUUUGGAAUUGAAGUAUAUUUUUAAAUUAUUUGUUGUAUUUAUUGAAUAAAGUUUUUAAUGUCCCUGUUCUUAAA